Gastrolobium bilobum is the source of this 2529-nucleotide messenger RNA. RefSeq names its product pollen receptor-like kinase 5. Gene Ontology annotation, biological process: protein phosphorylation. The transcript has 8 exons. The record is from RefSeq and is a predicted model, not a curated record. Gene Ontology annotation, molecular function: protein kinase activity; ATP binding; protein binding. The coding region runs from base 1 to 2529 and encodes 842 amino acids. Lineage: Eukaryota; Viridiplantae; Streptophyta; Magnoliopsida; Fabales; Fabaceae.
AUGGCUCAUAAAAGAGCAUACUAUUGCUGCCUUCUCAUGCUGUUUAUGUUGGCCAUUUGUUUUGUGCCAUCAUUGGGUGAUGACACAAAUGGUCAAAUUUUGAUGAGGUUCAAAAGCUUCUUGUCCAAUGACACUGCUUUAGACAACUGGGGCACAGACUUAAAUUUGUGCAACUGGAAUGGUUUGUUAUGCAAAAACCAGAUAUUUCAUGGGUUGAGACUAGAGAAUAUGGGACUAAGUGGGAAGGUUGACGUAGAAACCUUGUUGGAAUUGUCAAAUUUGUUAAGUUUUAGUGUGAUGAACAAUAGUUUUGAAGGUUCAAUGCCUGAAUUCAAGAAGCUUGUGAAGUUAAGGGCAUUGUUCCUGUCCAAUAACAAAUUCUCUGGUGAAAUUCCGGAUGAUGCUUUUGUGGGCAUGAAUAGUCUUAAAAGGGUAUUCUUGGCCGAAAAUGGGUUCACAGGUCAUAUUCCAAAGUCGCUUGCUGAUUUGUCUGGAGUUUUGGAUUUGGACUUACACGGGAAUAGUUUUGGAGGUAACAUACCAGAAUUUCAACAAAAUGAUUUCAGAGUGUUUAAUUUAUCCAACAACCAAUUGGAGGGUCCAAUACCACAAGGCUUAAGCAACCAGGAUCCUAGCUCAUUUGCUGGCAACAACGGCCUAUGUGGAAAACCUAUGAGCAGCCCUUGCAACAAUAACUUCAAUACCACCAUUUCUGCGCCCAACUCCCAACGCAAGGGAGAGAAGCACCGCAUCCUCAUAACUGCCAUUGUAGUGGUGGCUGUGGUUGCCUUGGCUUCAAUGGUAGCACUUCUCUUUAUCCAUUGGCGCAGGAGGCAAAGCCUUCAACCCAUAAUGGACCAUGAGGUUAAUUUCAACAACAAUGCAGGCUUCAAGGAGUCACAAUCCAUUGAUCUUACAGGUGAUUUCACGAACGAUGAUCAUGAAGUAUUGAACUUUGUUAAGAAAGAUAGAGGGGGGUUUGAUUUGCAAGACAUGCUUAGAGCCUCAGCUGAUGUUCUUGGUAGUGGCAGUUUUGGAUCCACCUUCAAGGCUGUGGUUUUGAAUGGAGCAACUGUAGUUGUGAAGAGAUUUAGGUACAUGAACAGGCUUGGGAAACAUGAGUUCUUUGAGCACAUGCAAAGGCUUGGAAGUUUGACACAUCCUAAUCUACUCCCUCUUGUUGCAUUCUACUACAGAAAAGAAGAGAAAUUCUUGGUUUAUGACUUUGGUGAAAAUGGUAGCUUGGCUGAUCAUCUACAUGGUAGAAAGGGUUCUGUGCUAAACUGGUCAACUCGUUUGAAAAUUAUAAGAGGAGUAGCAAGGGGCUUAGCUUAUCUCUAUGGAGAGUUCCCAGGACAAAACCUACCUCAUGGUCAUCUAAAAUCCUCCAAUGUCAUGUUGGACCAUUCAUUUGAGCCACGUUUGACAGAGUAUGGACUUGUGCCAGUGAUGAACAAGAGCCAUGCUCAGCAGUUCAUGGCAGGUUACAAGGCCCCAGAGAUGAACCAAUUUGACAGACCAAAUGAGAAAACUGAUGUUUGGUGUCUGGGGAUCCUUAUAUUGGAACUGUUGACAGGGAAGUUCCCAGCAAAUUAUCUAAGACAUGGGAGAGGUGUAAAUGCUGAUUUGGCAACUUGGGUGAACUCAGUUAUAAGUGAAGAGUGGACAGGUGAGGUGUUUGAUAAAGAUAUCAUAGGGACAAGGAAUGGUGAGGGUGAGAUGCUGAAGCUGUUGAGGAUUGGUAUGUAUUGCUGUGAAUGGAGUGUUGAGAGUAGGUGGGAUUGGAAGGAAGCAGUGGCAAAGAUUGAGGAACUGAAGGAAAAGGAUAGUGAAGAUGAAUCAUCUUCUUAUGUUAGUGAAGGAGAUUUAUACUCAAGGACUAUGACUGAUGAUGACUUGAUCUCUUUCUCUGUCACUAGAUUUUGGGUUUUGGUGAUGGUUUUGAAGGAUAUGGCUGAGGUGAAAUCAGAGGAGUGUUGUAUGGAGAAUAAACAAUCUACUACUGUUUCCUGUUCCUCUGUUUCUGAAGGCAGUGGCAGUGCAAUUCACAAGUCUCCAGGGAUAUACGUCAUUGGUUUAAUCUCAGGAAUUGGUGAAGUUUGUGAAAGUGUGGUGUCUGGUAGGAAGACAAAAAUGGUGUUGUUGGAGCUUGACAACCUGAGAGGUCACAAGCUGAAGUGCACUUUGUGGGAGCAUUAUGUGGAUGAGAUGCAAUCUUUUUUGGCAAACAACGACACUCCUCAUAACAUCAUAAUAGUUCAACUGGGAAGGAUAAAAUGUUUUAGGGAAAUGACUGAUGUAGCAAUAAUAGUUGAUUGCUAUGCUUUGAGAUUGGCUGCCAGGUGUGCAUCUCUAAAAGCUGAUAUGAGAAAAGCACUUAGGCAGAGAAGAAUCCGAGUUGAUGAGGGAAAGACCUCAAGAAUUCCAUGGGUUAUUGACAUUAAAAAUCUCACCCUUUUUAGGGCUGCUAUAGCAGGAGAGAAAAAUGACAAAGGAGAGGCCAUUGAAGGAUGCAAUGGGCAAGAAUAG